GUGCCGUGUUGGCGACUCGAUGCUUCUUGGCUUCCUCCCCUCUCACCGUGCCCAAAACCUGGCCGGCGUUGCGGGCCGGCAGCCCUCGCGGGUCCUCCUCUAUGGCGGAAGGGGCCGAGAGAGAAAAAGGCGAGGGACUGAGCCUUAAGGAAUGGCAGGGAUGGGGCACCUCCUCCCCGGUCCCGGCCAUGGUGGCGGAGGUCGUCGAGGACCUGAGGGCCUUGGAGCGAGAGACCGGCACCCACAUGAGCUUCGGCGGCCUCGGUGGGAAGCUUCAGGGUAGUUUCAAAGUUCAUGAGGAUAUAAAACAUAGAGCAGUCUAUGACUCCCUAACUGAUCCUGAAAAGAAGCUCCAAUUCUUUGCUGCUAGGCAAAUAGCCUGUCGUGUGCUCGGAAAUAGGGGAUACCUUUGCCAGAAGUGCUGGCUUCCCAUGGAAGAUUGCAUGUGUUCUAGACUUGUUCCAUGCCCUUUGUGGUGUGGCAUAAAAUUUUGGCUCUAUAUGCAUCCAAAGGACUUUUUGCGCCAAAAUAACACUGGAAAGUUGUUGUGGCAAAUAUUUGGAAUUCAAGCAGCAACUCUGUGCCUUUUCGGCAUCCCUGAACAUGAAGAAAUCAUGUGGGAUGCAUUCAGGCAUUCAGGAAAAGGCAUGGUGUGGUUUCUCUAUCCCAAUAAGAGUUUAUCUCCCAAGUCAGUUCAUGAUAUCUUCCUUGAAGAGCCAUUUACAGGCCUUGAAGAUCAGACAGCGAUUUCUGAGGAGAAGCCUUCAAAUUUUGUUUUGAUUGAUGGUACCUGGAGCAAUUCAGCUGCGAUGUAUAGACGUUUAAAGUGGUGCAGGACCGGUGGACAUCAUUAUGUGAAGAUGAAGAUCUACCUUGUAUUUCUCUAUCAACCCUGGGAGCUUCCCUGAUGCAUAAGCUGCGGCCUCAACCAUCUUGGGAUCGCACCUGUACAGCAGCAGCUGCUGCUGGUCUUCUCUCAGAACUACAUCUUUGUCCUGAGCUCAGCGUGCACGGAUUGGAUGAACAGGCUGAAGCAGUGGAGGAUGCCAUAGAUGUAUUGCUCCAUGCACUCACCACUCGGCGACUCAGGAGGGGUAGGCCCAUCACACGUAAAGACAGACAUUUGGAUCUAAUCAAAUAGGCGAUGCUCGUUUUCAUGAGAGAAUGCAAGCAACUCAGCUUGUUUUACCCAUCAUCGUGUACGCUUGGCAAUUGUAGCCAAUCUUUUUUGAGGUCAAGAUUCUAACCACUGUCCACAAGGGAAAAAAAAAAGGAAAAUUAAGUGAUUUUUGUGGGAAAUGCUGCAAUUUUAUUUUUGCUGGUACCGAUGCUUGAUUGAUUCGGCCAGUGCCUGCUGUGGUUCAAAUUCAGUUGUUCUGAGUACUUGAUGGUGAUAUCCAUUUUUUAAUGCUGACAGUUAUAAUAGUUUGCCGACCAUGCUACUGAU
Elaeis guineensis (African oil palm) is the source of this 1447-nucleotide messenger RNA. RefSeq lists its product as uncharacterized. The record is from RefSeq and is a predicted model, not a curated record. NCBI's taxonomy places the organism in Eukaryota, Viridiplantae, Streptophyta, Magnoliopsida, Arecales, Arecaceae.